UUCACAGCCAAAAUGUGCAUAGUUUUCUCCUGCGCCGCGCCGCAUUUUACUAGGGUUUGUGUUUUCUAUUGAAGGAAUUUUAUUAACCUCAUCGUUGCCAUUCAUUGAGCUCGCGAUAGGUCACUCACGUUCACACACGCGCGCAUAGAUUGCACUCACGCUCCGGUUGAACAUUAGUCAUCUGAACUAUUGACUAUAUUAUUAAAAAGAAUAAAUAUUUCUCUGCGAUUUUAAAAAAUACGCAUGGGCAAUAGAAUCUUAAAUAAUGGCGAUAGAAUUAUCUGGAAUAUAACAUUUCAGUAAAAUACAAAUAAAAAAGACCAUUCAGUUAGCUCGUGCGUAUGGUGAAACAUGUAUGUGUCUGUACAACACACGGCUAUUAUGAAUGUUUUGUCCAUUAAUUAUGGAAUACUGAUGAAAGUAGCUGAUCACUGACGGCAUGUAUGAGCGUCUGAUGCGUUUGAUGACAUGGGGAGGCAACACCAGCCUCACGCGCCUGCCUCGAGCUAACCAAUGACUCAACUUUUGAUUAGUCUGGCUAAUUAUUCAGACUCUCUCACUGGUUAUGCAGCACAGUCAUCACAUGGCAAUUAAAGUUGGGGUCUUUUUUUUUUUUUUACUGAUGUCCUCUGCUGUUUGACAGUGGGCAAUGAUGAGCAAUGCAGUGGCGCGUUGGCGCAAGUCUUUCGACUGUCGUUGUGCGCGAGACGGUGGCGUGUAAUGUGGAGAUGUUUAUGUUGUGACAGCCGCGAUUAUUCACGGCACACGCAAAGAACGGACAAAAAUACGCACGCUGCUCUGCCUAAACACGCACAUGUGGCAUUACGGAAACGCGGAUAUUUAUAAGGACAGGGAUACUGAAUGGUUCUCUUCUUUACGCAGAUGGUGUGUUGUCAUGGCGACUGACAGGUAAUCAUGCAGACUGCUAGGCCAAAGAUUGCCAUGGAAACAUGCAGUUUGAGAAUGAGAUGAGAAAUCACUGAGAAAAUCAAUGUCUAAGGGAUAAUACAAAGCAUAGCCACAACAGCAGACAUGACUGUAUGAAGCCCGGUGGUCAAAUUCAUUGUAGCCAAGAACAACACAGUGAGAGGAAAGAGUGUACUCAAACAGGCUUCCUGCUGAAACGGAACCAGCGCACACUUGGACUUAAUACAGAAUCAUUACAGAUAUAUAUACAUAAAUACAUAGAUCUUGAUCUACAAUCUUGGGGUAAUGAGCCACCUGUCAGGUCGCUCUGGCAGUGUUCGUUUGGCUUGUGACGCUCUGGCUGACAAGGACUACAGUAAUGCUGAGGGCCCCUCUCCAUGGGAGGGGGAUGAAGAGUCUGGGGGCACAUCUGUAGAACCCACUGGCUCUGAUCCAGCCAACUCACUACAUUACAGCCUUUUUUCACCUCCCUCUUUAGCUAAUGGCCUGCGAAAUCAUGAAAACCAGCUUCAACAUAAGACAAGGAGACGGAGGCAUGGAGAAUAUGUGGAGCAAAUACACACACAUGAACAAAUGCACAUUCAGCAAAACACACAACCACAGAUGAACACACCUCAGCAAUCACACCCACUCACACAGACAAGCACACACCUGCAGCCUUGUACACACAUUCCAAUGGAUACGAAUAUGUGGAUGGACACAAAAAUACUAACACACAAGCGCACACAAAAGGACAUAUGCGCACCCACGGGCAGUGGCUCCUCACUUUUGGAGCUGGACCCUUCCCUUAUCCCAGAGGAUUUGUCUUUAACUCCCAAAACUGAAACACAUAAUCUCUGUGUUCAGUCACCCCCUUUGUUACACACCACACCUCCCCCAAAGAAUCUGACACCUCCCCAAUACAACCCUUUGUCUUUACUCAAGGAGGAGAUAGAGCACAACUCAACAUCUCCACUAGAAAUCGAUCAUAUCACCAACCUGGAUCACAUACGUUUAACAGGCCAAACCACUGUCAUGACCUCUGUAGAGGGUGAGAGGAAGUAUACCCUGCGGAGCUCUGGUCGGUCACGUUUCCCCUGCCAUCUUCGGAAAUCAUCCCGUUUACGUAGAGCUGCUGAGGAAACCAUGUUUAAAAGAGAACUGGACCAAAAGGAUGAAGAGGAGGAAAAUAUAGUCUGUAGAACAGAGGACAUUAGGCCAGUGGAGGAUCAUCCUCCAGAGGUGGGUGUGGCAGCCUCAUGCUUUGAGGUUUUAUCAGCGCCAGCCAUUGCAGCAGAUGUUACACCAAGUCAUAUAAUGAAAACUUCAGAAGGAGAGGGCAUUGUUACUCACCACUCAGUUAGAGGAAGGCAACAGGCACGUUUUACGGGUGUAAGAAGGAUUGUGGUGAAAGUAGCCAGAAUACCUGUUCACAUGAGCCGACGACACAAAAGCUACAAGAUCUCCUCAUUGGAGUCGGUGUGUGCUGGAUCCCAUGGGGAGGGGCUUGAGAGAGGUUUAGGUGGUGAGUCAGGAGCUAAUGUUCCCAGAGAGCCCACUGCUCUUCUCCACAUGAAAAACAAUGGAAAGAGUGUGAUGGUGAUGUUUCCACCCGGAAAACUUCCUGUCAUCUUGAAGCGGCGUAGGGGACGCCCUCCUAAACAGGCAUUACCAGGGCAACCUGACAUGCAUGAGACCAGAGUAGGAGCAGCCAGUGCAGCAGAGCCCAAAAAAAUAAGGAGGCGACGGACAGUAAAGCUACCAUCCCCACAGCCCUCAUAUGUUAAUGAUACCAAUGAUGUUAAAGUAGAAUAUGCAGAUGUUCUCUCUAAACUGGCCUUCUUGAACAGGCAACCUCCCAGUACUGGCCGCUGCUCCCCUCCACGCUGCUGGACCCCAACAGAACCUGAGACUUUUCAUAUACCACCAGAAAAUCCAUCCCUUUCCACUAUUUUGCACCGUCUCACAGGGUUCCGCAGGAGAGGUGGUCGUGCAGGCUGUAUGGGGAGUAGGGGAGGGGGUGCUUCUGGAUCUUCUGAAUCCUUUAAGAGGUCAUUCAGUGACUUCUUUGAAACAAUUGGCAAGAAAUGGAAAGCCACCACAUCUGAACUAGGAACUCCUCGAAAAAGAGGCAAAGGAGUUACUAGGGGAAUAACUAGGGCAUCUUUAGGUGACUCUGCACAAGGGGAGAAAGUUAGAAAACGGCGGUCACGAAAGAAUGGGGCAUUAAAGAAUGGACCGAAUGCUCAAGAACAAGACUGGCAAAAUGGGAACAGUGGUUGGAUAGGGAAAGCUGACAGAGAUAUUUCUGAGAAAGCAAGUAGUUAUCAGAGUCUUUGUUCCCCUCGAGGAAGUUUUCAAACCAGUGAAGCUAUUAAGGGGGGGAUGUACCACAGCCCUGGCAUGAGAGGGAUGGGCAGUGGAGAGGAGUCUCAGGGUAUGUUUGCAGGAUACUUUCGUUCCCUACUUGAUUCUGAUGACUCCACUGACUUGCUAGACAUCUCUAUGUCCAGUCCUGCUGGACGUCAGGAAAGCCAUAAACUUACCCCAGGAUAUGAGGGUGGCAGCCCAGGUGCAGCCCACCCUUGGUCUACUGCCUUUUCUAAAAGAAGUCCUAAAAGAGCAGCCUGUCUUGGGGAAGGGGCCCCAUUACACUCACCCCAAACUCAGGCCAGCUCAGCAACUAACCCCUCAUACCCAUAUAGUGGUUCACAGCCUUCUCCCACCCCAUCCUUCACUAAAUCCCCUGCUCUCUUGCUUUCCCGUUCACCUAGUUCUCCCCAUCCAUCUGGAGGUUUUUCUGAAAACCCACCUAGUUAUAGUGCUGGGGUCCCUCAAGGAGGAAGUAUUCACCCUCUCCCUCAACAGCAGCAACAACAGCAACGGCCAAGUGACUGUAGCUAUGCAUGUGGCACAAAAACUCCCUCUGUUCCUUCAGCACAGUGUCAGAUGAGUUAUUCCAAUUACCAGGGUUCUGCCAAGCGAAAUUAUAGUGGAUAUCCAGGCCCACCCCAUUCAACCAUACUGCGAGGAGACUCUGGUCCAACCUCACCAGGAGGAAGCUAUUUGUCAAUGUCAAAGUCUAGCCCCUACACAUUAACUUCCUCUCUCCCUGACGGUUGUAGACAAUACACCUCCACAGCACAGUGGGGGUAUAGACAAGGGGGAAAUAAUUGGGGUGGUGAUACAUAUGGGACUCAUCAGCUUCAUGGUUACUCUGACUAUGGCGUUGCCGGAAAUGGUUCAGAAUCCAAAGACAUUUUGGACAUCUCAAACUACACACCCCAAAAAGCCAAACAGCGUCCCUGCCCUGAAACUCCCUCUGAAUCCUCCUCAGACUCUUCUCAUACUGGUGGAGGGGGGAUGGGUGCAAUGGGGGGAGCAUUUCGCCCAAGGGAUGUUCCUAUGCCUGAGGGGCAGUCUAGCCUUUCAAGCCUGGAGAAGCUAAUGCUUGACUGGAAUGAGAAUUCGGCAGGCCCCUCUUACAACUGGAGUCAGAAUGUACUAUUCCAAGGGGGGACAAAACUAGGUCAUGGCCGAAGGAAAAAGUCUGAGAUACACAAUGAGAAGGAAGCAUGUUCUGUUCCCCCAGGAUCCCCUGCCAGCCCUCCUAUGCAAGGAGGAGGGCCAAAACGUAGUGCUACAGGUGGAAGACAACCCAGGGGAGCCAGAGGCAGGGGAGGAUUCUCAUCUUGCCAAAGAGAGCGACAACCACCACAAAAAACAAAAACUCAAAAGCCUACAGCCUCAUCAGAGUCAUGUCAGAUGGGUUCAGGGGGUGUAUACCAGGAAGCAUUGGACUACUACAGUGGAGACAGUAGCAGCCUGUCACCUCUCAGCCAUGCCCCAGAGUCGUGUGAAUACCCCUCCCCAUAUUCUGUCAACACUUCUACUCCCUCCUCAGAUGAGCGAUUUGCUCAUAUCUACCCUCCAGACUCUGCCUCUGUGUCUCCUAGUUUAUCAAACCAGUCAGAUGUCCUAAAGCAGUACCCUAAACCUGGGCCUCCCUCACAGACUUAUGGCCAUGUGGCCAGGACUUUCAGCCCAACCCUGUCCCCAACCCCUCGCCUCUUGCCACAGUGUGGUUCCGCCAUGAGUCCACACCGGGUUCCAAAAGACCAGUUAACCCAGUAUGAUUCCCCCAGUUAUAGUGGCUCUCCAUGCUGGUAUGGGCAAGGAGGAAGUGUCGCUAGCAGUCCCCAAACCUUUGAAGAACAGCGACCACCAGCAGUCUCUUUGUUCCCCCACAAACGGGACAUGCCAUUGAUGGUCUCUGGGAUGAGGGUUCUGUCCAAUUCAUCGUACCCCUCCCCUUUACACAGAGGCCCUACCACAUCCACUUUAUGUGUGAGUGGAACUCUGGAUUCUUCCUCUCAGCAUGAAGAGAUGGGUUACCAUGGUAACUUGGAAAGCUAUGCACCCCUUGGACACCGUUAUGCACCCCAAACUGCCCGGGGAGGGGUACUCUGCCAGCUUCUUGACCAGCCCAGCGAUGAAGGAUUCACAGUUACCAGCCUGUAGCUGGAAUUAUCAUGGCAUUGCUGAAGAGAUGAAAUGGACCCUUUUCAUAUUUUUAAUAUUUUUUAAAGGAUAAGCUUUGGAAGACACUUACUGAGUUGAGACUGAGGAGUUUCACAGCUAUGGACUAAAUAAAGACUUCUCCAGCAGUGACAAUCAAGAUCAAAAUUCAGACACAUGUACAGACACACACAUAAACACACAUGCACCAACGCACAAACACAUUCUAUCUCCACAAUACAUUCACAUGUACUUGCUUAUAAACUUUCAUAUGCUGACAUGCAACUGCAAAAGCAUGUGCGAAUAGACAUACACUCACAAAUUAACAUUGCUGCACAGCUUGGGCUAGGCAUUUUUUGAAAGGACCGAAUGGACACUGCUAGUAUCAUGAAGAAACCAAUUUGCUGAAAAGCAGGGAACAACAUGUCCUUUUCUUUAGAGUGUAACUGUGCAAAUGUGAAUUCCACAUUUUAGUAAUACCCAAAAACUAAACUUUUUGUGCGAGACCACACAAAAGGUUUUUCAUCCUGUUCCUUUUUCUCUGUCUGGUUUUAGUCUCAAAACCUCCUCUGAUUAUGUCACAGAGGAGAUCAUUUACUUUAUCCCUAAAGGUCCACUUCCUUCAGCAUCUAUAAAUUAUGACACUGCACAAACUUUGCCAUCUUCUCACUCCAAGUUCUAUCUGUUUUUUAAAAGCCAGCACUUGUACAUAAGCUACUCAAACAGUUCCAUCAAUAGAGGAGAUCAUUGCAAUGAAACAACAACAGAAACAGAAAGUUCAGCUAAAAGAGAUAUGUUAAAGCAACAAUGUCAUGAGAGUGUUUCAGAACUGCUUUAAGGACACAUGAGGGGGAUACCAGUUUUAUUUGGCUUUAUAUAGUUUAGCUUGGGUCUGUACAAGUACAAUUUCAUUAAUCUUUUUUUAACAAUGGCCUGGUCUGGUUCAACAGGAAUGUUUCUCAAUUUGAUCCCCUUAACCAUCGCUCUGAACCUGCAGCAUGGUCACCUUGUACCCAACAUCCAGCUCUCAUUCUUGUGUUUUUAUCAUCACAGGAGGACAAAAACCCAUGCACUGGCCCCAAAAGAUGCUGUGCUUGUCAAGAUAUUAAGAGGCCAAGGCACUUUCCACACUUGAAACGAUCCUGGAACUCAGGGUGUGGACAAUGCAUAUUCUCCUCCCCAUCCUCUUUUUUCUUUCUUCCCUCUGUUCGUAUUUCUUGUGGUCCGCUGAGUCGUACAGUGUUUUUUUUUUUUGUUAUUUUUGUGAUGAAAUAUUGUAUCUGUCUGUUCCAUAUACUGUAUCUGAGGUGAAAAUAUUUAAAUACACAUUUUGUUCUGAUCAUUGUUUAAUUUUGUCCUGCCUCUGAUCUGUGGUUUGGAGAAAUUAGAUGAAUAUGAAACUUGGUCCAUUGGUGGCCAAGUAGGGUAUACAUUUCCUACUUGGCCACCAAUGGACCCUUUCCUUAGUUUCAUAUUAACAUAUCAAUGGAUAUUAACAUUUAACAACGUGUCAGUUCACGUUCAGUUGCCUGUUCAAUUAGUUGAUAAUCAAAAACAUAGAUUAUUAAAACAAUAAAGCUUUAAAAAUGAUUCACUCUAGAUAAGACGUAUCAAUGAGUUUGCGUGCCUGGGCAUGAACAACCUGGAUAUCCCACAACAUUUCUUAUCAAAACAGUUCUGUUUUCUGAGAGCAGUUUCUUUGGCUUGUUUGUAUUCAGGGCUGUGCAGCACCGCUCAGGCAUUUGGAACGAGGCAAUUGCGCUUUGGGCUUCAGACAUUAUCACAGUUUAGAUGAGUACACCAGUGGAGAUGUGAGACAGAGAAAAUGACUGUGUGGGAAUUGUGGAAUUUAUGGAAAUAAAGUAAUUCGAGUG
Molecule: messenger RNA, 7298 nt
Organism: Myxocyprinus asiaticus (Chinese sucker)
Lineage: Eukaryota; Metazoa; Chordata; Actinopteri; Cypriniformes; Catostomidae
Gene: ahdc1
Product: AT hook, DNA binding motif, containing 1
Exons: 5
Coding region: 1213-5427 (1404 amino acids)
Source: RefSeq, a predicted model, not a curated record